AUGACAGCAAUGGCAUUUGAUCGUUACAUGGCUAUUUGUUAUCCAGGAAUUGUUCAAAUUCAUCGAAUGAAACAAACAUUUUUAAUCAUAUUUAGUCUGGUGAUUAUCGCACUUGCAUUAUUAUUACCUGUAGUCUAUUCUGCAAGAGUUGCGCGUAUCAGUUUUGGAGACAAAUAUGUUACUUCUGACGGCGUACGUGAUUUUUACAGAGAACAUCAAAUCACUAAAGAAGUUUGUGCUGAUGGCAUGAAACGCGAAUUACGUAUGUGGGUAUCACUUUACGUGUUCAUUUUUGGAUUUCUUUUACCAGGAACUUUGCUGAGCUUUUUCUACGCAAAUAUGCUUCUUAGGUUACGAAAACAGAGCAGAGCAUUUAUUCAAACUCGAAUUCCCUUUCGACGUGUUACCACGUAUACGCUUGUCGUAAGCGUAUUUUAUUUUAUUUGCCAGUUACCCUUUUGGCUUUCUCAACUUUACGGAAUAAUUUUGGCUGUUGUUGGAAUACGUCCACCACCGUCCAUUGUUUUAAUAACUUAUGUAUGUCAUAUGUUUCCAUUUAUCGCAGCAGCGUUCAACUGGAUAUUUUAUGCCCAGUUAAAUACUCAGUUUCGAAGUGGAUUGACAUUAGUGAGUGAGCGAAUGAUUCGACGGUCAGUGAGGUGA
This is a messenger RNA of Thelazia callipaeda (thelaziosis nematode), 663 nucleotides long. NCBI's taxonomy places the organism in Eukaryota, Metazoa, Nematoda, Chromadorea, Rhabditida, Thelaziidae. The record is from the annotation of a GenBank genome assembly.